Notolabrus celidotus (New Zealand spotty) is the source of this 1841-nucleotide messenger RNA. RefSeq names its product G protein-coupled receptor kinase 1 a (gene grk1a). The record is from RefSeq and is a predicted model, not a curated record. Bases 63 to 1754 code for a protein of 563 amino acids. The transcript has 7 exons. NCBI's taxonomy places the organism in Eukaryota, Metazoa, Chordata, Actinopteri, Labriformes, Labridae. Gene Ontology annotation, biological process: visual perception; regulation of opsin-mediated signaling pathway; signal transduction. Gene Ontology annotation, molecular function: ATP binding; rhodopsin kinase activity. Gene Ontology annotation, cellular component: cytoplasm.
UUUGAAAUUCAGACUGCUCUGCACUCUUCACCUCCCUCUCUAUCUCACACAUUUCUCCCUCCAUGGAUAUCGGUGGCCUGACGACAGUGGUUGCCAACUCGGCCUACAUCUCAGCCCGCGGGAGCUUCGACGGCACUGCCAACCCGGCAUCCAACCGAGACAAGAAGUACCACUCUCGCCUGAAGCUUCCUCACAUAACUGUGUGCGAAGGCCUGAGGGAGACGUUAGACCUCGGCUUCAGGACCGUCUGUGUGGAGCAGCCCAUCGGAAAACGACUCUUCCAGGAGUUUCUGGACUCCAACAAUGAGUACAAAGGCACCUGCCGCCUGUGGAAGGAUGCUGAGGAAUACAACAUGUCUGAGGAUGAAGACAGAGUCAAGAAAGCCAGCAAAAUCUUGUCCAGGUACAUGGAGCCUGAGGCCAAGUAUUUCUGCUCCUUCCUGUCUGAAAACGGGAUCACAAAGGUCAAAGAUGAACACCAAGAAGCUGGGGAUGACCUGUUCAACGACACCAUGGAGCAUGUGAUGGAUUUUCUGCAGGAGGUGCCUUACUUGUUCUUUCUGGAGAGCAUGUACCUGAGAAGGUUUCUGCAGUGGAAGUGGCUGGAGAUGCAGCCCACAGGAGAGGACUGGUUUCUGGACUUUCGUGUCCUGGGGAAAGGAGGUUUCGGGGAAGUGUCCGCAUGUCAGAUGAAGGCUACGGGUAAACUGUACGCGUGCAAGAAGCUCAACAAGAAGAGGCUGAAGAAAAGGAAAAGCUACGAGGGGGCGAUGGUGGAGAAGAGGGUACUGGCUCGAGUCCACAGCAGGUUCAUUGUCUCGUUGGCGUACGCCUUCCAGUCAAAAACAGAGCUGUGUCUGGUUAUGACGAUCAUGAAUGGAGGAGACCUGAGGUAUCACAUGUAUAACGUGGAUGAGGACAAUCCUGGGUUUGACGAGCCGCGCGCGUGCUACUAUGCUGCUCAGAUCAUCCAGGGCCUGGAGCACCUCCACCAGAAGAGGAUCAUCUACAGAGACCUCAAACCAGAGAAUGUGCUGCUUGAUAACCAAGGUAACGUCCGAAUCUCUGACCUCGGUCUGGCGGUGGAGCUGGCUGAAGACCAGGCGAAGACAAAGGGCUAUGCUGGGACUCCAGGUUUCAUGGCUCCAGAGCUGCUGAGGGGCGAGGAGUACGACUUCUCUGUGGAUUAUUUCGCUCUGGGAGUCACUCUGUACGAGUGCAUGGCUGCAAAGGGACCCUUCAGGAACCGAGGAGAGAAGGUGGAGAACAAGGUGGUGAAGAAACGGGUCCUGAAUGAUCCGGUCACUUAUCCAGAAGAGUUCAGUGAGCAUGCCCGGUCCAUCUGUGAGGGUCUGCUGUUCAAAGAGGUCGACAGGAGGCUUGGGUUCAAGAGGGGGUCCUGUGACGAGCUCCGAGAGCAUCCCUUCUUCAGACAGAUCAACUGGAGAAAACUGGACGCAGGGAUUCUCCCUCCUCCCUUUGUCCCGGACUCAAAGACAGUUUAUGCCAAAGACCUCGAUGAUGUCGGGGCCUUCUCCACGGUGAAAGGUGUGCAGCUUAAAGACCAGGACAGGGAUUUUUUUGAUGAGUUCGCCUCAGGGAACAUCUCCAUUCCAUGGCAGGAGGAGAUGAUCGAGACGGGGAUCUACGCUGAGCUCACAGUCUGGGGACCUGGAGGGACUUUACCCAAAGAUCUGCGCCAUGAGUCCAUCCUGGAGCAGCCGGCCAAGUCCUCCACCUGCGCAGUGUCCUGAGAGAUGAAACCAGCUGCAGUGCUCCAUAGAAAGCUUCUGCCUUUAACGGAGGAGUGUUUGAAAGUCAGUAAAAACAACUGUUUGUUC